GCGCAAAUUUCUGCGCACACUGAUAGUUUCGUAUGCAAAUAAGAUGUUGUUAACGCCAUCUUGAAGGAAUUGUUUACCAUCGGGAAAAUCGGAGCAAAUCACAAAAAUUGUGUGCCAUCGAAGGCACAUCUUUAUGAUUAUUUCCCAUUUAAAGCCACAGGAUGUCUACAGAUUCCAAAUUAUCGACGACGGAAAGAGUCGUCAAGAAUGCACCCUUUCCACCAAGCCACAAACUUAUUAUGAGUGAAGUCUUUGGUGCUAAUGGAAAACCUAAACCAGAAGUUUUAAAACAGCACUUUAUUUUGGAGGGUCGUGUGACAGAAGAUGUAGCAUUACGAAUUAUAAAUGAUGGUGCUGCCAUGCUGCGCCAAGAGAAAACCAUGAUUGAGAUAGAGGCUCCUGUUACAGUCUGUGGUGACAUUCAUGGACAGUUUUAUGAUCUAAUGAAACUUUUUGAAGUUGGUGGCACACCAGCAACAACUCGCUACCUCUUUUUAGGAGAUUAUGUAGACCGAGGAUAUUUCAGCAUUGAAUGUGUUCUAUACCUUUGGUCCCUAAAGCUUCUACAUCCAAACACAUUUUUCAUGUUGAGAGGCAAUCAUGAGUGCAGGCACCUUACAGAAUAUUUCACAUUUAAACAAGAGUGUAAAAUAAAGUAUACUGAGAGAGUAUACGAUGCUUGCAUGGAUGCGUUUGACUGUCUGCCACUGGCAGCACUAAUGAAUCAGCAGUUCCUCUGUGUUCAUGGAGGUCUUUCACCAGAAAUCCACACAUUAGAAGAUAUAAGAAAAUUGGACAGGUUCAAGGAGCCUCCUGCAUUUGGCCCCAUGUGUGACCUCUUGUGGUCUGACCCCCUGGAAGACUUUGGAACAGAGAAAACAUCAGAACACUUCACUCAUAAUAGUGUCAGAGGUUGCUCAUAUUUUUACAGCUAUGCAGCAUGUUGUGAUUUUUUGUCACAGAAUAAUUUAUUAUCAAUUAUUAGAGCACAUGAGGCACAAGAUGCUGGAUACCGCAUGUAUAGGAAGAGUCAGACAACAGGUUUUCCAUCACUAAUAACGAUAUUUUCAGCUCCAAAUUACCUAGAUGUUUAUAAUAAUAAAGCUGCCAUAUUAAAGUAUGAAAACAAUGUGAUGAACAUCAGACAGUUCAACUGUUCUCCACAUCCAUAUUGGUUGCCCAACUUCAUGGAUGUGUUCACAUGGUCACUACCAUUUGUUGGUGAAAAAGUGACAGAGAUGCUUGUGAAUGUGUUGAGUAUUUGCUCUGACAACGAGCUGACAACAGAAGAUGAGGAGGAGGAAGAGGAAGGAAGUGAAGGGCCCCGCAUAGCUAAUGUCCGUCACAAACAUGCUGGAAGUCAAGUACUUGUAGUAGACAGAGAGGCAAAUGGAGCUGCUUCAAGAAAGGAGGUGAUCAAGAACAAAAUCAGGGCCAUUGGCAAAAUGGCAAGAGUCUUCACUGUCCUCAGAGAGGAAAGUGAAAGUGUACUACAGCUGAAGGGUCUUACUCCAAAUGGACUUCUUCCCUUGGGAGCACUGUCAGGAGGAAAGGAUACAUUGACAAGUGCUCUUAGCGGUUUCUCACCUUCUCAUAAGAUCAGCGGCUUCGAUGAAGCUAAAUGCUUGGAUAAAAUGAACGAGAGGAUGCCACCACGUAAAGACGCAGUCAACAAUUCUCAUAAAAGCUAAAGCUCUGACAAUGUGAUAUUCUGUUGAGCUGGUCUCUUUUCACAUGUGACCCUGAAACAAACUUAUUACAAUUGUCAGAUCAUGCUGUGUAUGUGGACGCAUAUGCAUCUCUGGCACAAAGCUGGCCCUCCUGACCUUGGCAACAGAUGGAUUCUGUCAAGGUUCAACCCCGAAGAGAGAGCAUGUUCUGGUAUUUUGAUUAUUUGUAGGAAGUGAAAUGAUGUCUGCUGCUAAAUCAGUGGUUGACAUAAACCCUGACUUGUCAUAUCAUAGAAAAUCAUCUAAUGCAUACACUCGUACAAAAUAUAUACGACAACCCUGCGCUUUCUGUCAUUUCCUGACAAAGAUAUCUAGUCAAGUGUGGAGAAGUGUCUCUUCUAAGUCGGAUCAUGAAAACUUGUUUGCAGGAACAAAGAUGGCCAGCUUUUUGCUAGAAGUGCAGUGUGCAUGUGCAGUCUGGUCAGAAAGAACUUCACAUGGAAUGAAGGACGGCACAUUACAAGCCAUUUGAAUAGUUCACUAUCCAGGCUGAUAGCCCACAUAAGGCUAACCAAGGCAUUACCCUCUGUGUCGGACAGUUCCAACUCUGUAAGACAGUCCAGUAGAUUUAGCUGGUACUGUAAUGGAUUUAAGUUCAACAGUAUUUGAGUUGUGAGGACACAUAUGUGAAACAUGGAACUAGGCAAGGAUCAUGUGGCUGUCAGGUCAAUAUUUAAUUGUCAUCGAGGUUACCGAAAAGGCACAGAUGGUGUUGCCUCAAGUUAGAAAAUGAAAGUUCACCUGGAGGAGAUGUGUCAUUGAUUAAAUGGUUAUUAUAGUGGCAAAUAAUGCAUCUGAUGCUGGUGAUUGGGAAAAUAGACCCGAAUGAUAUAUGUACAAUAUAUCGAGAUGAAGAUCUUAAGAUCUGCAUUGUUAUUGAACAAAUAAUAGCUCUCUCUUGAGAUAUUUAUUCAAAGUAAACCUCCACUUGAUAUGGAGGGUAAAUCUGCUUCAUCAGGAUUGUUGUUACUUCUGUUGUUGACUUUCUCAUGUUGAUCCAUGAAAAUGCUGGUGGUGUAUACCCCCUGCCAGUGAUAUACAAAUUUUAAGUUUCCAUAUGAAAUUCUCCUCCCAAUUUAAUAUACUUAUCCUAAUUGUAUAAAAUAUUGUUUUCUAUUCCCAGUGAGUGCUUGAAUUUUUUUUAUAGUAAGAGGUAUCCAUCUUCUAGAAUGUGAUGUUGUCGUCAUAAUUUUCCAUAUAAAGUUACAUUUUAGUUACUUUUCUUUUGUUGUUUAUGUUAUUAAUUUAAAGAUAAUAUAUUUGUGUCUGGGUGUUUUUUGCUUAGGCAAAUUUUGAAGAUAGUAUCUCACAAAUGUUUGUGUGUGUGAACUAAUACAGGGAAUACUUGCAACAAAGUAUUACAUUUGCAGUACACUGUAUGUACAUCUGGUUGGCUUUAGGUACUAGAAAUUUACCAGGGUACGAUAUUUCGAGUUUGUUUCAAACAACCAAUUCUUAUUCCAUUUAUGAAAAAGGACUGUCUGGAAGAAAAUUCAAAACAUGUUCCAUUCAUGAAAAAGUUGUGUCUGGAAGAAAAAACUUUCAGUUAUAUUGGUGUUGGUAAAUGGUAAAAGCUUCAAAUAAACCGGAUGUCUUUCAGGUUUGAAUCUCUUCAAUGACAAUACUGUCAAUCAUGAACAACCUUUGAUUCAUGUCCUUGCUAAUAGUAAAAAUGCUAAUAAAUUUUAACUGAAAACAUCCCCGACAAAUAUUUGUAUAACAGAAGUAUAUGUUGAUGCACCAAUGGACAUCGCUUAUUAAUAAUUUUGAUCUAGUUUUCAUGUGGUCAUAUAAAGUUGCAUUUUGAUUGACAGCUUUGAGCAAUAAGAAAAAAAUUCUAAUUGGUUGAUUGGAUGUUAUUAAGCAAUGGAAGAAUCCUAUAUCUAUUCUGUUUCACAUUGGUGAUAUGCCUUGCUCAAGUUCAGUAAUACUGUAGUGCUUUUAUGACUACUGGUGUACAAUGCCAUUUAUUUUCGCCAUUACUUUAUAUUAAGCCUGUACAUUUGGUACUAUUUAAGAUUAUACAUCUGUAGUGUGCUGUAAAAUUGAACUGUUAAAACUGUGCUAAUUUGAAUGCAGUUGUAACUGCAUUAUUUUAAAACAUUUUCUAAUUCAUUCAAAUCAUUCCCAGAUACAUGAUUUAUAUGAUUUGUCAUCUUUGUGAAAAUUGUUGACUAGAGCAUUGUAUAAUUCUGUAUGUUUAUAAGAAAAAGACUUGGUAUUGUUGGAGGGGAAUACAAAAUUUAAUGGGUACUAAAAAAACCUUGGAUGUUAUUCUUUCCCAAAGAUUGUGAGUCAAAGUACUGAAAUAGAAUGAAUGUUUCCAACAUGUUUGGUGCUAGGUUUAAAAUGCAUGCACAGAAGCAACAGAAUUUCUAUCUUGUUUCUACUUGUUCAGAAAGGUUAUAUUUACAGUCAACUGAGAACAUAUUAGUACAUAAGUGCUGAAAUUCAUUUUAUUUAAAUACCAUAAUGUUCUCUUAAGCAUGACUGAACAAUGAUACAAUACAAAAAACAUUUCUAAUUACCAACUUACUUUGACGCAAUUACAUUUUUGUAUAUGCAAAAUAGCAGUUUGAAAAUCAAAUAAGAAUGUACGCAAUGAGCUUUUGCUUGACAGACAAUGAAACCUAUCUUUGAUCUUUUUUGGUAAUUGCUAACAUCCCAUGUACAUUGUAUAGUAAUACUUAUUUGCUUGAAGCAUACUGGAGAUGAAUGAUGAUAGAAAUGUUGCGUGUGCAAUAACAGUGUUGGUAUUUAUGCUAAAUGUUCUUAAAACAUGAAUAUGAUUUGGAUCCUUGAUCUAGAGUAUAAGGAGUACACAAUGCUUCUGUGUAAGUAUGGCUUUAUAGUAUAGGAAGCAAGUGUUUUAAGAUUUGAGCAAAUCCUACUAUUGUUCUGUUUUCAGUUUAAUAUUUGCUGUCCAUAACAUUCAAGUUCAAUGAAGACUUAACAUUUGCUCUCCUUUUUAAUACUCAUUCUGUAAUGAUGUAAUGCAUAUAUCGCCCAUGUUAUGAACAUAUAAUUAUAAUGAGUAUGUUUUUUAAAAUAAUUAUUGGUCCACCUGAUCAUUCAUUUAUGAAACUAUUUAUUAAAUUUUGUUAAAAAAUCUCUUUUGUUAAUAAUAGACAGUUUACUAGUCUUGGUAUUCAAAAUGUUGUAUUUUCAAAAUGUCAGUCAAGCUCAGAAGUUUUGCUUCAGAUUUACAUUUCGUUUUUAAAUUAAAACUGGUAGAUAAACGAAAAUUUGUUGUUCACUACUAAGCAAUCAGAUGCCAAUGAAAUGGAGACAGCUUUUUGCAUGUGCUUUAGGCUUCAGUCAUUUUGAAAACAAUGAAUAUAAUCAAAGUGUACUAGGCCUAUUGAGAUUUGUAAUGUAAAAUAGAAUGUUUAUGGCAUAUGAAAACAUUUCUUUUUGUAUAUGUGUUGAUGAGUUAAAAUGUUGAUAAAAAAAAACCUUUCAUGUGAACAUGCAUGUAGUAUAAAAUAUGAAAUCCUAUGUUGUACAUGUAUUCGUUUUUUUCUACAUUCUUUGUUUGCUGUCACUGUUGUUUUUAGAACAAGUUUAUGCACCCUUUAAGUACAGUUGCUGGCAUUCCAUAACAGCAACUCGGAGCAUGAGCUAAGAAAAUUGAUCUGUUGAAAUAUCAAAUUGAUGUGUAUCAAGCUGUGAUUAAUAAUAUCAUUUCUAGUGAUAUUUCAAAAUCUAAAAAGUCCCGUCAUUGAUAGUACAUGUGAACAAACUACAUUAUAGAUUUAUUAUAUUGGGGAGUGGUUUAGUUGGGUAUUACAUUAUAUAUUAACAUGGCAUUGGUUUGAUUGAACAAUAGAUGUUAGAAUUCCAAAAUUUAGCAUUUCAAUGACUGUCUAUAAACAUUGAAGUUUGAAUGAAGUGUUUGAUGAUAAAAAGCUGCUUGUGAUGUCUGGUUUUUGUUGUGUUGUCCUGUAAAAGACCCCAUCAAUGUCAGGGAUAUGCUGAUAUGGCACAUGUUGGUAAUUAGAAAAAUCAGUUCUUUGGAAAUAUAAAAGUUGUCUUAAUAACACAGUGAAUGCCAUAUCAUUGUAAAUUACUGGAAACCCCAUGUCUCACUUGAUAGUAUUUUAUGACCCUGAUGAUUAUUUUAACAAGCUGCGAUAGUUGUGUAUGGUGAGCUCUUGCUGUUUUAUGGUAGCAUCUGUUUUGAAUGUGUACAAGAUUAAAAAAAACUGUAUUAACAUAUUUCAAAAUUCUAAUGGGUGUAUGAUGUUGGCGAGAUCCCGGAAUUUAUAUAUAUUUAUGUCAUCUGUUGUUAUGACUUGCACACAGAUGAUAUAUUGUAAAAUGUUGUGAAACCAAAAGUUGCUGUAGUUGCAACCGAUAGAUUUUUUUUUCUUAUCAAUUCAUAUACUACUAAUAACAAAAAAAAUGUUGACAUUGUACACUCAAUUUAUAGUUAGAUUACGUAUUUAAACAUUUCUUUAUUGACUGAUUGGGAGAAAGAAACCAGGCAGUGAAUGAAGAAAUAUUUUUCUGCAUUCUCACAAUUUUGGCAGUUUUAGGUGUUGUUCCAAUUUAAGGUCUUGUGCUUGAGUCGAGACUCUUAUAUUGCCCUUCACAUAAUUUUCUCUACCACCAAGAUCUUUUUUAUACUUAAUAAAUAUUUACAGUGUUACCAUUAUUA
Pecten maximus is the source of this 6390-nucleotide messenger RNA. Its product is annotated as serine/threonine-protein phosphatase 2B catalytic subunit 2-like. The coding region runs from base 162 to 1691 and encodes 509 amino acids. Gene Ontology annotation, cellular component: calcineurin complex; cytoplasm. Lineage: Eukaryota; Metazoa; Mollusca; Bivalvia; Pectinida; Pectinidae. Gene Ontology annotation, biological process: calcineurin-mediated signaling. The record is from RefSeq and is a predicted model, not a curated record. Gene Ontology annotation, molecular function: calmodulin-dependent protein phosphatase activity; calmodulin binding. The transcript is spliced from 15 exons.